Molecule: messenger RNA, 638 nt
Organism: Anopheles nili
Lineage: Eukaryota; Metazoa; Arthropoda; Insecta; Diptera; Culicidae
Gene: kud
Product: transmembrane protein 258
Exons: 2
Coding region: 121-363 (80 amino acids)
Biological process (GO): protein N-linked glycosylation
Cellular component (GO): membrane-bounded organelle
Source: RefSeq, a predicted model, not a curated record
GUGUGAAAACGCCGAACAGUGCAGUAACGAAACAAGAGCCUUGUUUUGUUAAAUUUCCUGUGAUUUUACUCGCAUUUAGUACCGUUUGCUGCAACAAUACUAUUCCGUCCUAGCCUCGUCAUGGAUUCGAUGGUACGAUACGUCUCACCGGUCAAUCCAGCCGUGUUUCCCCAUCUGGCCGGUGUACUGUUGCUGUUUGGCACGUUCUUCACCGCUUGGUUCUUCGUGUUUGAAGUGUCCCGCCCGAAGCAACCGACCAAAGAAACCGUCAUCUUCAAGGAGUUGGCCAUCAGUUUGUUCGCGUCAUUGUUCCUCGGUUUCGGAGUGCUUUUUUUGCUGCUCUCGGUCGGGAUAUACGUGUAACGGGGGCGGACUUCACUAUUUACGGUUCAAAUACGCACGCAUUUCCUCAACUGUACUUUCCAGAAUCUAUCCCGCGUUGAAGGUGGAGCGGGCAUUUGUGUGAAACCGAACGUCUAGUUACACGGUUAACCGUCGUAUCCGUAACAUGCCAACAGUCCCGAACAAAGAAGUCUUAAAACGGCUUCGCCACUGUGUGGAAUAAUGUAGAUGUUCUAACUUGUAAGCAAAUCGUAAUAAGAAAUACAGGAACAGACCAAACUCGUCCCCACAGUCGA